This is a messenger RNA of Colletotrichum truncatum, 1143 nucleotides long. Its product is annotated as adenosine deaminase. The record is from RefSeq and is a predicted model, not a curated record. Lineage: Eukaryota; Fungi; Ascomycota; Sordariomycetes; Glomerellales; Glomerellaceae. Gene Ontology annotation, biological process: hypoxanthine salvage; adenine catabolic process. Gene Ontology annotation, molecular function: adenine deaminase activity. Gene Ontology annotation, cellular component: cytosol.
AUGGAGUUCGCCAUGUCCCUUGAAGAACGUCUAGUACUACGACAAGAGUUACUAGACACGAACGAUAAGUUCCUGAUAGAGCUUCCCAAGGUAGAACUUCACGUUCAUAUCGAAGGCACGUUGACCCCUGAGUUGAGAUGGGAGCUGGCCAAACGAAACAACCAAACCCUGACGCUCGAGCGCACUGGAACUGUAUACAACAGUCUGGAACAGCUCAGAGAGUCUUACAACCUCAUCCAACCGAGACCUGGUCAUCGCAUCGACAACGCUGAGGAGAGUUUCACCUUUUUCGAGGCCUACUAUGGGGGAUUUGAGGUGCUCGUCACUGAGCGGGACUUUUAUGAUCUGGCCAUGAACUACUUCGAGCACGCCGCCUCGAUGAAUGUCCGGUACUGCGAACCGUUCUUUGACCCUCAGGGCCACACACGUCGUGGCGUCUCAUGGGAGACCAUGAUGGGUGGAUUCCGCACGGCUCAGCAGGAAGCUGAGAAGCGCCUGGGCAUCAAGUCCAAAUGGAUCAUGUGCUUUCUGCGAGACAUGCCAGUGGAGUCGGCCAUGGAACACUACCAGGCCGUUUUGCCUUACCGAGACAUGGUCAUUGGAAUUGGUCUGGACUCGGAUGAGAACGAUCGACCACCCUCCAUGUUCUCAGACAUAUACAACCAGGCCAGACAAGCCGGCUUCCGCAUCACCGCGCAUUGUGACGUCGGACAAAAAGACACUCACAAACAUAUCCGCCAAGUAGUCACGGACCUGGGCGGAACUGGUGCAGAUCGUAUUGACCAUGGCCUCAACGCUGCCCAAGAUGAAGAAAUCAUGCGUCUCAUCAAGAGCAAAGGUAUCGGUCACACCAUCACCCCGUGGGGCUAUCUACGACAUGAGCCCGUCGAGGAGAUCUUCCCUAGAAUCCGGACCCUGUAUGACGCUGGUAUCCCCAUCUCGAUCGCAAGUGACGAUCCAGCAUACAUGGAGGACUGCUGGAUUCUACAUGAUAUGCUCCUCGUGAAGAAGAUGUGUGACUUUAGCAAUCGCGAUAUGGUAGUUUUGACAAACAACGCAAUCGACAUGUGCUGGGCACCUGAGGCAGUGAAAGAGGAAAUCAGGAAUGAAGUCGAGGCGGUGUUGGCGAGACAUUCGCAAUGA